AUGGAAAAGGGCGAACCCCAACAUGGCAACAUCUCAUCAACUGCUCCAAUAGGACUUACUAAUGAGGCAGGAGCUGCUAUUCCAGCCACGAGUACUGAUGGUCUGUAUGCCACCGUCAGUCACAAUGUCCAUGAACAGAGGAUGGAAAAUGACCAACCACAACAGGAUAACGUCUGGCCAAAUAUUCUAGCAUGGUUUAAUAAUAUGGCAGGAGCUGGUAUUCCAGCAAUGAGUACCAGGGAUCUGUAUGGUACCAUCUCUCACAAUGUACAUGAAGAGAAGAUGGAAAAUGGCCCAUCCCAAACUGGUUUUACCAUUGCUCAAAAUGUCUGUGAAGAAAAGAUAAAAAGUGACAAAACAACACCUCAUGAAUUCUUGUCAACUAUUACAGCAGGGCUUAGGAACUUCACAGAAGCAGAUGCUGCAGUCACUCACAAUAUCCCUGAAGCAAAGGUAAAUAAUGGCCAACUAGCACCUCACAACGUCUCGUCAGCUGCUCCAGCAGGUCUUGGUAAUAUGGCGGCAGCUGGAAUUUCAUCCACGAGGACCAGAGGUGCUACUGUCACUCAAAAUGUCCACAAAGAGAAGAUGAGAAAUACACAACCAACACCUAAUAACGUCUUAUCAACUGUUCUACCAGAACAUCUUUAUUUGGCAACAGCUGGUCUCCCAGCCAUGAGCACCAGGGGUCAGUAUUCUACCAUCACUCACAAUGUCCAUGAGGAGAAGAUUAAAAAUGCCCAAACGGCAGCCAAUAAUGUCUUCUCAGGUAUUCCACCAGCACGUAAUAAUAUGGCAGCAGCUGGUGUUUCUUCUAUGAGUACCAGGAAUCAGUAUGCUGCAGUCACUCAUGCAAUCCUUGAAGAGAAGAUAAAUAACGGCCAAUCAGCACCUGAUAACCUCUUGUCAACUGCUCCACCAGGUCUUGCUAAUAUGGCAGCAGCUGGACUUUCAUCUACGAGGACCGGAGAUCUGUAUGCUACCAUCAUUCAAAAUGUCUGCAAAGAGAAGAUGGAAAAUAACCAACCAACACUUAAUAACGCCUUGUCAACUGUUCUCCAAGGACUUCCUUAUUUGGCAACAGCUGGUCUCCCAGCCAUGAGCACCAGGGAUCAGUAUGCUGCAGUCACUCACAAUGUCCGUGAAGCAAAGAUAAAUAACGGCCAACUACCACCUGACAACGUCUUGUCAGCUGCUCCACCAGGUCUUGGUAGUAUGGCAGCAGCUGGAAUUUCAUCCACGUGGAACACAGAUGCUACCAUCACUCAAAAUGUCUGCAAAGAGAAGAUGGAAAAUAACCAACCAACGCCUAAUAACGUCUUGUCAACUGUUCUCCAAGGUCUUCCUUAUUUGGCAACAGCUGGUCUCCCAGCCAUGAGCACCAGGGAUCAGUAUUCUACCAUCACUCACAAUGUCCAUGAGGAGAAGAUUAAAAAUGCACAAACAGCACCCAAUAAUGUUUUCUCAGCAAUUCCACCAGCACAUAUUAAUAUGGCAGCAGCGGGUGUUUCGUCCAUGAGUACCAGGGAUCAGUAUGCUGCGAUCACUCACAACGUCUAUGAAGCAAAGAUAAAUAAUGUCCAACUAGCACCUGAUAGCAUAUUGUCAACUGCUCCACCAGGGCUUGGUAAUUUGGCAGCAGCUGGAAUUUCAUCCACGAAGACCAGAGAUCUAUAUGCUACCAUCACUCAAAAUGUCCGCAAAGAGAAGAUGGAAAAUAACCAACCAACACUUAAUAACGUCUUGUCAACUGUUCUCCAAGGACUUCCUUAUUUGGCAACAGCUGGUCUCCCAGCCAUGAGCACCAGGGAUCAGUGUAUGUUUGCUUAUUCAUUUGGACUAUCCUACUUGGUUUUCAUAGGCAUGCCUAGUGUCCUGAACGGGAGAAGGUGA
Molecule: messenger RNA, 1893 nt
Organism: Callithrix jacchus (white-tufted-ear marmoset)
Lineage: Eukaryota; Metazoa; Chordata; Mammalia; Primates; Cebidae
Source: RefSeq, a predicted model, not a curated record